Molecule: messenger RNA, 909 nt
Organism: Quercus robur (English oak)
Lineage: Eukaryota; Viridiplantae; Streptophyta; Magnoliopsida; Fagales; Fagaceae
Product: putative F-box protein At1g20800
Exons: 3
Coding region: 1-909 (302 amino acids)
Molecular function (GO): protein binding
Source: RefSeq, a predicted model, not a curated record
AUGGAAGACCUAUGCGACAAUCUUCUCGAUGAUAUUCUUUUCCGUUUGCCUCUUAAGUCCGUGCUCACGUGCAAAAGCAUAAGCAAGAGGUUCAACACCUUCAUCUCCGACCCUGGGUUUGAAGCGAAACUCAACCGAGAGUUCUGUGAAACUACCUCGCCGUUCAAACUCUUAGCUUAUUGUAGUGGCCUGCUUCUCUUACGUCUCUCGAAAAAAAGUUUUUUAGUUUUAAACCCCGUUACCAAAAGACACCAAUUCAUAGAAAAUAAAAAAUCCAUGUUGCUAUCGGGUUGGCUGUGGAACCAAUCUCUUCCUCCUUGCACCGCUACAAGUUAUAACUUCUCCGAUGCUCUACCAAUCUAUUCUCACGGGUCGUUACAUUGGAUUAGGAAGUGCAAUGAUAUCCUUGCCUUUCAUGUGAAAAAAAGAGAGGCUAGGAUCAUCGAACUUCCUCGAAACCUACCACUUCCAUUCGUGAAUUGGACAUCAUGGUUCGGAGUAGUAAAUGGUUUGCUUACCAUCAUCUCAACUUCAAGAGAAGAAAUCUCGGCUUGGAUCCUCAGUGAUUACAAGAACGUUGAGUGGGUGCCUAAAACCCGAAUUACAAAGAUAUUAAAUAGUGAAUGGUCUAUAAGGAUUCCCAGCUUCUAUGAUGGUGAGCGACUUGUUAUGCUUCAACGAAAGCUAGGGGAAGAUGGAGAGGUUUGUAUGUAUGAUAUUACAACCGAUAAGUGGAGGAAGAUUGGAAUGUCAUGCCGUGCUCUGGAUAGAAACCGAGCUUUUGUUCCUUUUGUUCCUUCUUUAGCAGAGAUUAAAACUAGGAUGUGGCCGGAUGUACCAACUCCAGUUGUUCAAAGCAUUGACAACCUCUCGCUGCUCGUUUCUUUUAAAGGUAGUGAUAGUGCAUGA